Molecule: messenger RNA, 2854 nt
Organism: Musa acuminata AAA Group (dessert banana)
Lineage: Eukaryota; Viridiplantae; Streptophyta; Magnoliopsida; Zingiberales; Musaceae
Product: glycosylinositol phosphorylceramide mannosyl transferase 1-like
Exons: 5
Coding region: 315-1463 (382 amino acids)
Cellular component (GO): membrane
Molecular function (GO): glycosyltransferase activity
Source: RefSeq, a predicted model, not a curated record
ACAAAUGGUCAUUUGACCAAUAAUACGUCACUUAGCACAGCUUCUCGAUCCUUUGCGUAUUGCCAUCUUCAAUUUUGUCUGAACCAGAACACCAUCGUCCAUUGAUGGCCGGUAAUUGUCGAAACGGUGCCGGUCGCUACUUAAAUGCACUCGACCCCGGCACCACAGCCGACGGCACUCUUUCGCCGUAUAGAGUAGAGUAGUUCCAGUCCAACAUCCAAGUCCAAACAGCACGACCGCGAGAGCGGUUGAUCAAUCCGGAGAUCCGAUUCGAUCGGAUCUGGCAGAGGCGCGCGGCGAUCCGUCCUUAUUCGAUGGGGGUGGCGGCCAUGGCCGCCUUCAUGGGAGUCCGAGACGCCAUAUCAACGGGCGCCGGCGGAGUGGCUGCAUCGGUGGCGAUGGCAGCUGGUGGAUCUCCGGACGCUGCUCUGAACUUCGGCGACGGUGCCGUCCUUCCCUACUCGCUGGCCAAGGUGAAGGCUGCCCCUAGGGGCCGCGCAUCCUCGUGGUCCUCCCUUCUCCUCCUCCUCGGCCGCACUCGGAAGCUCGCCAAGGUCCGGCUCCUCCUCGCCGCCGGUGUCCUGCUCGCCCUCGUCCUCCUUGCUAGCCCGGUGGGGCCUCUCAUUGGGUGGAAUCACCAGCCGUCUCCGUCCGCCUCCUCGCCCUCCAGGGAUGGCUACAUGGUGCUUAUUAACACUUGGAGGCGCAAUUCUCUUCUCAAGAAAGCUGUGGCGCAUUAUGCAUCGUGUCCAAAAACUGAUGCAAUACAUGUAGUUUGGAGUGAGAAUGACCCACCACCAGAGAGCCUUAAAACCUAUCUCAGAAAUAUUAUAAUGUCACGGUCCAGGAACUCACAAAAGCCUAAACUCCAAUUCGACUUGAAUGAGGAGGAUAAUUUGAAUAAUAGAUUUAAGCCAAUUAACGGUUUAACAAAUGAUGCAAUAUUUUCUGUUGAUGAUGAUCUAUUAGUUCCUUGCUCUACACUGGAAUUUGCAUUCACAGUUUGGCAAACUACCCCAGACACGAUGGUUGGUUUUGUUCCUCGCAUGCACUGGUUGGAUGAGGAGAAGAACGGUGUGGUUUAUUACAAAUAUGGUGGCUGGUGGUCAGUAUGGUGGACAGGCACUUAUAGUAUGGUUCUUUCAAAAGCAGCAUUUUUCCAUCGGAAGUACUUGGAUAUGUAUACUUACAAGAUGCCAUCAACAAUUCACGAUUAUGUAACAAGAGAAAGGAAUUGUGAGGACAUUGCAAUGUCACUACUUGUUGCUAAUGUCACUCAGGCUCCUCCCAUCUGGGUCAAAGGAAAGAUACAUGAGAUUGGUAGCUAUGGUAUUAGCAGUUUGGCAGGCCAUAACAAAAGGAGGAAUAACUGCCUCAAUGACUUCAUUUCCCUUUACGGAGCUGUUCCUUUAGUUUCAACCAACAUAAAGGCUGUAGAUGCACAAGAAGAAUGGUUCUGGUAAACGAAAGGUCAUCCUCUGAAACUGCAUUUAUCAACAUGCAAGUAGACAAUCACCCAUGUCCUGUUUCAAUUCUGUUUAUCUUCUUGCUUGGUCUCUGUGGUGAGGACCUAACAUCUGCAGAUUUUGCCACUGAAUUCUUUCUUCAUUUUAAAUGUCCUGAUCUUCUUACCUUGAGAGCAUGGUAGGAACACUUCAUUCUUUUUGCCAAAGCUGUGUUAGCAGACAUUUGUUAUACCUAAACAAUGUUUACGAGAGUUAUGAAACAACCACUGAAUUUGAAUUUAGUGACACAAACACUUUAUUUCUAUAUUCCUUGGCAUUGAAAAUUUACUCUAGUGAAUUUACAUUGGUCAUUUUUUUCAAGGAUUGAAUUGAUCUCUGAAACCAUGCUUUAGCACAUCUUGAAAUUGGAGUGGAGAAAGAAAUAGCUCAGAGAAGCUUGAUAUUAAAAUGUGGAUUAUCAGAUGUUAUAUUAAUUAAUAAUCAUAGUGAACACCUAAUCCUUAGAACAUGACCUUUUGGAUCUUGCCUUGAUCAAACAAUAUCAGUAUAUUGUAAUCUCAUCCUUCCAUCAACAUAAUGCAUAUUAGAAGAAGAUAUCACUAUAUUUUUAACAUGUUCAAGCAUUACACAUAAAUGUCUAGAAACAUGAAAAAGCAAGUCAGCAAAACUUGACAAGAAAUCAGCCAUAGAUGAGAAACAUGGAGAUUGUUUACUACAGUGAAGUAAAUACAAAUAUACUGUUAGAGAGAGAGAGAGAGAGAGAGAGAGAGAGAGAUUAAUGGGGAAUUCUCUCUCAAAUCUGUAGGUUAACAGGAAUGAUUGUCUAUAUAGCUACCCCCAGUCUAAACCUUUGUUCUUGUGGUGGUAAGGUCAUUGCCACUAAUGAUUAUUGCUUUAGCUAAUGUCGACCUGAGGAACAAAACCUGGGAAAUGCGAAUGUUAUAAUAUAUUCUAUGGUGAUGUAUAACUUUGCUAUUGAUUGCAAUGGGUUCUUAGAACCUAAUGCUUAUUGUGCAGGGAUAGGGUAUGUUAUCAUGGAUAAACAAGGAAUCGUUGCUGCUGGUUGUCCUCCUUGCUGUGUGCUUAGUGUCAAAGCAAAGCAGUUUCUGAAGGACUCAGGAGAGCCAGAAUUGAUGGCCUGAAGAAUCUGUGAGAUCGGAUGCAUUGUAAGUGAUGAACUGACUCAAUGGAAAAGUGGAAUUCAUUGAAGCCACUAGAAGUUCGAUAGUUGAAGACGUUUGAAAUUUGAUAUAUGUUAACAAGAAUGUAACUAUUUUGGUUCACAACUUUUUGCAAAAUUUGGUAGAACGGAACCAUUAUUGGCUGUUGAAAUCAGCUUGCUUUUGGUAUCUGGAAACAUUUCUUUGUCCCUAUAUCGGACGGUUGAU